Messenger RNA from Polistes canadensis, 1782 nucleotides. It is a transcript of the gene Dbp21E2, whose product is annotated as probable ATP-dependent RNA helicase DDX28. Gene Ontology annotation, biological process: mitochondrial large ribosomal subunit assembly. Gene Ontology annotation, cellular component: mitochondrion. The record is from RefSeq and is a predicted model, not a curated record. Lineage: Eukaryota; Metazoa; Arthropoda; Insecta; Hymenoptera; Vespidae. Gene Ontology annotation, molecular function: ATP binding; RNA helicase activity; nucleic acid binding. Bases 109 to 1725 code for a protein of 538 amino acids. The transcript is spliced from 7 exons.
UUGAGUCAAGAUAUAUGUGGUUUCAUAUUAUAAAAAUUUCGUGUGUAAUGUGACGAAUAUUAUAAUCUUUUCUGUAGAAUAAGAUUGUAAAAAUAACAGCAUUUUAAAAUGAUAUUUAGAUAUUGUAAUUUAUGUUAUCAGAACAUAAGUGUGUCAAUUAUAAAUUUACGGAAGUAUGGGAAAAGAGUUAGUACCAAACGUUUUAAAAAACAUGAAGUUAAAAAACGGGAAGCAUUUACUGCCGAAGAAAGGAAAUCGAAAACACCAAUAAUCCUUUGCAAACGCCCGAUGUUUAAUUUCUACCAAGGUGAUAUUUAUUCAAAAUACGAAGAAAUACCCUUAAACAGCAAAGGAUGGAAUCGUUCAGAUUCCAAAGGAGAUCAUUUUUGUAUUUAUCCAGAAAAAACUUUAACAUUAGAUGAAGAUAUUAAAAUGUCUACUUUUGAGAAAUUCGAUUUAGAUCCUUCGUUAUGCAAGAAAUUACAGGAAAUAGGCCAUACAACGCCGUUAAAAAUUCAGGAAUGUGCUAUACCAAAAAUUCUGAGUGGUCUAAAUACUGUAAUAGCUGCUGAAACUGGAUGUGGCAAAACAAUGGCAUAUCUUAUUCCUUUAAUAGAUCAAAUUUUAAAUUGGAAACCAAUGUUAGAAAGACCUCUUAAUUCUCCAUUAGGAUUAAUCGUUACACCAAGUCGAGAAUUAGCUAUUCAGAUAGGGGAAGAAGCUAAAAAGUUGUCAAAUGGUCUUGGUAUUUCAACCAAAAUCUUAAUAGGUGGUAAAACAAAAAGAUUGGUAUCAAGGUUACCUAUGGACGAUGUCGAUCUCGUUGUAGCAAGUUUUGGAGUUAUCAGUAAACUGACCACUUUCAAAAUUUAUAAAUUAUAUUGUGUCAAACAUAUUGUUCUGGAUGAAGCGGAUGCAUUAUUUCAUGAAUCAUUUGAUGGCAAACUUAAUGUAUUCAUGAAUAGGCUACAAAUUGCUCAUGAACCAAUAAUAGAUGAAAACGGAAUGCCUAAAAAUGCUCAAUUGACAUUAGCUUCUGCCACAAUGCCUCAAAGAAUCUCUGAAGUCUUAGGAAGCAUAGUAAAUGUCGAUUCUCUGGUUAAAGUAGUUACAGAACAAUUGCAUCGUAUUUCCGUACCUCAGACAUUUGUGAGAUUGGGUCCUAGUCAAAAACCGUACCAGCUAUUAAAGUUUAUAAAACCAAAAGUUAAAUCUAAGGAACCAGUAAUAAUAUUUAGUAAUAAUAUCGCUACUUGCGAUUUUAUUAAUAUGUUCUUAAAUGAUUGUGGUAUCAAUAACAUUUGUUUAAAUGGUAACAUGCCUUUGGAAUUAAAACAAGGAAAAUAUCAGGAAUUCAAGAAUGGAAAAGUUAAUGUAUUAUCAACUACGAACAUUGGAUCUAGAGGAUUGGAUACUGUCAUGGUCCGACACAUAUUGAAUUAUGAAUUUCCAAUGGAUACUGCUGAUUAUAUUCACCGAUGUGGUAGAGUCGGAAGGGUAGGCAGUCAUCAAGAUUGUAAAAUAGUCAAUUUCAUUAGCAGUGCUCUAGAAAUUAAGAUGGCUCAAAAGAUCGAAAGAGCUAUUCGCAAAAGAAAACCUAUACCUAUUUUUAAUAUAAUGAAGGAAAAAAUAGAAGAUGAUCUUGAACCUUUAUUCUCUCCCGAUGAUGGCCAAGAAGACGAUAUAAUUCAAGACAUAAAUGAUGAGGGUAGUAUUCCUUACUGAAAAUUUUAUACAUAAAUUAUAAUAAUAAAAUAUAUGACAUAUAAUUUUUCAAAAGAA